Molecule: messenger RNA, 5350 nt
Organism: Meriones unguiculatus (Mongolian gerbil)
Lineage: Eukaryota; Metazoa; Chordata; Mammalia; Rodentia; Muridae
Gene: Nhsl3
Product: NHS like 3
Exons: 7
Coding region: 98-3358 (1086 amino acids)
Biological process (GO): cell differentiation
Source: RefSeq, a predicted model, not a curated record
GGCUCGUCUCCGGCGGCGACCGCCCCCGCGCAUGGGCGCCGCGCUGCAGGGGGCCUGACCCCCCGCCGCCGGGUCCGCGCGUCCCCAGCCCCGCGCCAUGGCGGCCCGCGCGCCCCCCGCCGCACCUGCGGCCGACGAGCCCGGGAGCCCCGGCGGCCCCCCGCGCAGGAAGAAGUCCCGCUCCGGCCUCCGCCGCGCCUUCAGCUGGCUGCGGGGCAAACGGCGCAAGAAGAAGGCGGCCGGGGCCGAGGGCGCCGAGUCGGCCGCCCCACGGGCCAAGAAAGCGGACGACAAGGCCAAGCGGGCCAAGGGCAAAAGCCGGGGCCCCGCUAAGGCUGAGAGUGACAAACGUCAGAGCGCAGGGCCCAGCCAGGGGCCAGGACCUGUAGGAGAGGAGCCCCAGGACAACGUUUUCUUCCCCAGUGGGAGGCCGCCUCACCUGGAAGAGCUACACACGCAGGCCCAGGAGGGCCUACGCUCCCUGCAGUACCAAGAAAGACAGAAAUUGAGCAAGGGUAGCUGGGACCAUGGAGACACCCAGAGCGUCCAGUCUUCCCGGAUGGGGCCGGAUGAAGACACCAUCUCGUUCUGCAGUCAGAAGUCCUACAUGACCGAGAGCUCCACGGCGGAGGAUGCCCUAUCCGUGCGCUCGGAGAUGAUCCAGCGUAGAGGCUCCACCUUCAGACCCCAUGACUCAUUUCCCAAAUCCGGAAAGUCAGGACGGCGGCGAAGGGAGCGGAGGAGCACCGUGCUGGGGCUGCCUCAGCACGUGCAGAAGGAACUUGGGCUGCGAAACAACCGCGAGGCACCAGGCACUCCGCAGCCUCCCCGGCCCCAGGAUGCGGUCCGCAUUCCCACAGUGGACGGUCACCCGGCGGGCCUGGCCUCAGGGGCCGGGGUCCGGGUGUCCCUGCAGGCCCUGGAGGCAGAAACGGAGGCUGGCACCGACACAGAGGCCAUACUGCAGCGCCACAUCGACCGUGUGUACCGGGAUGACACACUUGUUGGCCGAUCUACGGGAGCCCGGCCACCACCGCUGGCGCGGCCCAUGUCUCUCGCGGUGCCUGGACUGACAGGAGGGGCGGGGCCUCCAGAGCCGCUGAGUCCAGCCAUGUCCAUCUCGCCCCAGGCCACCUACUUGUCCAAGCUGAUCCCGCACGCGGUGCUGCCUCCCACGGUGGACGUGGUAGCCCUGGGCCGAAGCAGCCUCCGCACCCUGAGCCGCUGCAGCCUGCUCUCUGCCAGCCCGGCUUCUGUUCGCUCACUGGGCCGCUUCUCCUCUGCCUCAAGUCCGCGGCCCCGCAGCCGCCAUUCUUCCUCAUCCAGCGCCACCUGGAGCCAUUCCCAGUCCUCUGACACCAUCGUGUCUGAUGGCUCCACUCUCUCCUCUAAGGGGGGUUCUGAGGGCCAGCCUGAGGGCUCAGUUGCUGGCAGUAGCGCGGCACCUCCUCCUCCAGGGGGGAGCGGGAGGGGCUCCCCCAGUGGCGGUAGCACCGCCGAGGUUUCAGACACAGCCAGCAUCCGAAGCAGCGGGCAGCUGUCUGGCAGGAGCGUGUCCCUGCGGAAGAUGAAACGGCCUCCCCCACCUCCCCGCCGGACCUACUCCCUCCAUCAGAGGGCCUCAGCAGUACCCGAUGGGCCCUUAGGGCUACCACCCAAACCUGAGCGAAAGCCGCAGCCACAGCUGCCCAGGCCGCCCACCACAGGCGGCUCUUCAGGGGAGGGGGCGGUAUCUUGUCCACCCAGCUCAGCAGGCACCUGGGGCUCUGGCUUGUCUCCAGGCGGCUCCAGGAGGCCCCCACGGUCCCCAGAACGGACACUUUCACCUUCCAGUGGAUACUCAAGCCAAAGUGGUACCCCAACUCUCCCUCCCAAGGGUCUAGCAGGUGCCCCUGCUUCCCCAGGCAAGGCUCAAGCCCCCAAACAGGGUCGAGUGACAUCCCUUCGAUCCCCUGGGGCCUCUGUGUCCUCUUCCCUCACAUCUCUGUGUUCCUCUUCCUCAGACCCUACUCCCUCAGACCGCUCAGGUCCACAGAUGUCCACCCCCCUGGGUGACAGGUUUGUCAUACCUCCUCAUCCUAAGGUGCCUGCUCCUUUCUCCCCACCACCUUCCAAGUCUAAGAGCUCUAACCAGGCUGCCCCUGCCCUGGCUGCCCCUGCCCUGGCUGCCCCUGCUGCAGCUCCUGGGCCAGUUUCUACCAUUGACACCAGUCCUGCAUCCCCUUCCAUGCCUCAGACAACCCUGACUCCACCCCAGGAGCCCCCUGUUCCCUCUAAAGACCAGUCACCUCCACCAUCCCCACCUCCAUCUUACCAUCCACCCCCACCACCUACUAAGAAGCUGGAGGUGCUUGAGGAGGUCCCACCUCCUCCAGAAACUGCUGAGGAGCCCCUUCCAGAUCCCAGCUGGCCACCACCGCCACCUCCCGCGCCUGAGGACCAGGACCUGUCCAUGGCUGACUUUCCCCCACCCGAGGAGGUCUUCUUCCCUGCGGGCCCCGAACCUGGCCCUCUGGAGCCCUGCAGCUCUGUGGGCGUCACCUCCUCAGCUGCUAGCCCAUCCCAAACCGCUCCACUGGGAGCUCCACCAGCUCCACCCGCUCCACCUCCGGCUAGCUCUGUUUCAGAGUCUCUGGCCAAGCCCCCUCAGAAGGACUCUGUGGCCAAGAACAGUGGGGCUCCCAGGGAGGAUGCUGGCACCCCCCUGGUCACACCCUCGCUUCUGCAGAUGGUACGGCUUCGCUCUGUGGGUGCUUCCUCAGGGGUUCCAAGUCCGCCUCCAGGUUCGUCAGCCCCCCAGAAGCCGCUGCGAAGAGCCCUGUCUGGGCGGGCCAGCCCAGUGUCUGCGCCCUCCUCUGGGCUCCAUGCCGCCGUCCGACUCAAAGCCUCCAGCUUGGCUGCCAGUGAGAGCCCUGGAAAUGUUCUGUCCGUUGGACCACCAGAAGCAGAGCCAUGGUCUUCACAGUCUCCACAGUCUCCUGCCUCCAAGGCCAGCUUCAUCUUCUCCAAGGGCACCAAAAAACUGCAGCUUGAGCGGCCCGUGUCCCCUGAGGCCCAGGCUGACCUCCAGCGGAAUCUGGUAGCUGAACUUAGGAGCAUUUCAGAGCAGCGGCCAACCCAGGCCCAGAAGAAGCCUUCCAAGGCUCCCCCACCUGUGGCCCGCAAACCUUCUGUGGGAGUCCCCCCUCCUUCCCCCAGUUUUCCCAGGGCCGAGUCUCUUACUGCUCCAUCCACCAAUGGGCUCCCUCAUGGCGAGGACAGGACUAAGGAGGAGCUGGCAGAGAAUGGAGGUGUGCAGCUGGCUGGUACAGAGAAGAUGGGUCCCCCUGGUUCAGAUCCACAGAGGAAACUGGUCUGACCGUCACUUAGCUGGCACUGCUGACCCAUCCCAGGGAUACAAUCUCUCAGGGACCCGAGCAGCUCCAAGGAAGAGAGGACCUGGCAGACUGAAUCUAAGACAGGAUGCCUGCGGCCUUAAUCUCCACAGCCUUCCAUGUGUAUGCAAGCCUGGUGUUGCCCAUCCUCCAAGUUACCCUCCCUCAUGCCUUUUCCUGAAAGGAUUCACCUCCAGCAGCCUUUCAGCCUUGGCCUUAGCCUCAUCUCAAAGGUAGCUGGUGGGAGUGGGUGGCUGUGCCCCACCCCCCACCCAGGCCCCAAGGCCAUGGAGGUGGGAGCAGAGCUCAUGUUUAUUUUGUUUCAUGUCUGGAACCAUGUUUAUUGUAGUCCAGAAUCAAAGCACUUUGCAGAGUGGCUGCAUGCCCGUCCUCCAGGGCUCAUGAAACCACAUUCCAAGAGCCCGUUUACACAGUGGCAGCACCAGGCCUCGGUAGCCAGCCCCCAGCUGGGACCAGUCUGUCCACUCUGCCAGUCCAGGCCGCUCCUUUCCUUAGUUCUUGGAGAUGGACAAGUCAGUCAUCUCCACAGGCUUUCCAGGCUGGUGGUGGGAGGGGGGCUGUGGAAUUCCAAAGCACAAAAGGCACAGUGGGCUCUAGCCUUCCUGUGCCUCAACUUACCACCAACCACUCUCCUGCCUUCCAGCUCUGUCAGGUGCUCCUUAGAGGGGACUCAAGGAUGAGGACAGGAAGAGCCAGAGUAGGCCUGUGGGUAUUGUGCACUAAGAAACCAAAAACCAGACCAGAGCAGGGAGCCAUCUGGAAUCUUCACAUGCUGGGCACCUGUCCUGUGACACUUGAUUGGGUGUGAGUGGAUGGGCACAGUGCAGAGCCAGGAGCUCAUGGGGUGUGUCCAUUUCAGCUUGGCAGGGAAUACUGCCUAGGUAGGGGGAGAGUCUGGCAGGGACUUUCUGGGCAGUGGGCCCAGGCCUGUCCCUCAGGUUCUUUCUCUGACCUGUCUCUACUCUUUGGUGCAUGCCCUUUCUGUAGCUGCCUUUCAGCCAGGUGGAGGGAGCUGAGGCUGUGUGGCAAGGAUGGGAAGCCAAGGGCCUGUGUUAACCCCAGAUUUCUCCCUAGUCCAAAAGGGGGAUACCCAGUGGUUUUUGUGAGUAGGGGGGUGGCUGUCCCAGAUAGCAGCCUGUGCCCCUGAUCUCUCCGCCUGGAAUGUAGUGACUUUUUUUCAGCCUGUACCACCUCUGUAGGUAAGCUGGAGUCCCUGUCCGCUCCAAUGGCCGUGCCUCCUUCAGGGCCACCCCUUGAAGCUUUCUCAGCAGGGGCUUGAGCCUGGCAAGAAUCUUCUUGCCUGUUAGCUUCCUCUCUACCAAGAGGAGAGUGACGCACUCCUCCCCGCUUCUGACUUUCCUGUCCAGAACUGGGGAGAUGGGGUGAGAUCCAGGUUCCCUAACCCUCUUGCUAGGGUUGCUUGUCUGUCCUGUCUUUCCCUUGUCCAGUAUGUGAUAGGGAGCUGCUGCUGGGUGGACGUUACUGCCACAUGAGGUGGAAGGGAGGACAAUCAAAGUAAGCACUGUUCUGCCCCAGGAGCCAGGACUGGUCGAAGCCCCAGGAAACCAGGCCCCGAUCGCUGCUGGGCUGGGGAAGCAGUGGCCUAGUCUUUCCUCCUCCAGUGUUACUGGAGCUCUUGUCCUGACAGGAUCUUCUCUGCUUGUUUCCCUACUGGGUGGGCCAGAGUACAAGAAAGGAGAGUCUAAGAGUGGCAACAUCUCAUCCACUGGGGUAAAUAAUCUUGACAUUGUGCAAAUGGAGAAACCAAAAGCCUCUGAUUUUUAAUUUGCAUAAAAAUGUUAGAAGAGAGAAAUAUAUAUAUAUUUCCUUAAAUUUUUGAGUCUUUGAUAUGUCUAUAUAAACAAUCCUUCCCUUGUCCCUUCUCUGAAGCUUGAGUGAGACACAUGACAAAGCUGUGUUUCAUUAAAAGGUAUUAAUUAAAUGAUUGAAACUUG